AUGAGAACGACUGGAAUGGAAAACACAUGGACGACAAUACUGUAUAAAGGCAAUAAUGGUGAUGUGUUUGAUUGUCAACUAGAACAUUAUACUCUACCUCGUCCAAAGUGGUCACUAGUAUCAUGUGAAGAGAAGAUAGUCAUGGAUAUUCAAUUUGACCCUCUACUUGAAAUAAGUUUAACUGGCGAUGUCGAUAGUUCUGGAAAUGUGAUAGAAGGUGAUUCCUUUGUUAUGACAUGCUUCGUUUUAGAGGUUAACCCGGAUGUAGAGACAUUUAUAUGGUUUAGCCCAAAUCAGCAUGUUAUCAGUAAUGAACAUAGCAUACAUUUUGAGACGCUUCCCAGGAAGUACUCUGGAAAUUACACGUGUCAGGCUAGAAACACAUUUUGGGAUGAUUCUGAAGGAGUUGGUGUCACAACGAUUUCCGUUAAUGUGCAAUACCCUCCAACUGCCAAUAUAGUAAAUCAAACUGAUGUAACAGUAAUUGAGGGAGAUACAUACAUUGCUGAGUGUUUGGUAGAUUCAAAUCCCGUUGUGGAAGGAAUAUGGAUACAUCCAGACGGUUCUUUUUCCCUUGGACCAACACUGGAUAUGAGAAACAUAUCACGAACUGAUAGUGGCACAUACACGUGUUUUGCGGAAACUGUAUUUUGGGAUGAAUCAACUGCAUCAGACAGUGAUUCUAUACAUAUUAAUGUAGAGUACCCAUCAGAAGAAAGUACUACACACGGGGGUAUCAUUGCAUUAACUAGCCAACCUGAUUGUCAGAAACUUUCGCGUCCUAAUGACUAUGAGGAUUUGCGCCUGAAUGUGAAUUCUGAUCAUGUGUAUAUGAAACAUGGUGAAGUACCAUGGGAAAUUCCCAGAGCAUCUAUUCGACUUGGAGAAGUUAUUGCAAAAGGAAUAUUUGGAAAAGUAGUAAAAGCUACGACAACGUGUAACCAAUUAGAAAAUAAGCAUUUGACUGUAGCUGUCAAAAUGUUAAAUGAUGAGCUUACUGAUGAGUACAACGCCUUAAUAAUCAAAGAGUUGGAGUUUCUGAAAUCAGUUACAUCCCAUGCACACAUUGUGACGUUGAUUGGAUGUUGUACACAAGAUGAUAUAUACUUCUUAUUUGCCUUGUUUGCCUUUUGUUGUCCCAUAUUUGUUGUCCUUGAAUAUAUGACUUUAGGAAGCCUCCUAACGUAUAUCCGUGGACAAAAGUCAAAUAUAGGAAAUACAUAUGCUAAUCUACUAGAUGGUGUGACCACUAUUUCUGAACACAAUCGUGUUGCUUUUUCCCAUCAGAUAUAUAAUGCAAUGGAAUUCAUUGAAGGAAAAGGAUGCGUUCAUCGAGACUUGGCUUCUCGCAAUGUACUACUGAAUGAAAAUCUUGUAUGUAAAUUAUCUGGAUUUGGAUUGUCAACUACAGUUCUGUGUCAAAGCGAAUAUGAACAAAAAACCAAGGGACGCUUACCUGUACCCCGCAUGGCACCAGAGUCUAUAUUUGAUGGCGUGUUUUCCACUAAGAGUGAUGUGUGGUCAUAUGGUAUCGUUUUGUGGGAGAUUGCAACAUUAGGUGAUGUACCAUAUAAAGAUAUGUCAAUGCAGGAAGUGAUCGAGUCAAUACAAGAAGGAUAUCGUAUGACAAGACCAGAUUAA
Messenger RNA from Saccoglossus kowalevskii, 1641 nucleotides. Its product is annotated as fibroblast growth factor receptor 3-like. The record is from RefSeq and is a predicted model, not a curated record. Lineage: Eukaryota; Metazoa; Hemichordata; Enteropneusta; Harrimaniidae.